This is a messenger RNA of Oppiella nova, 3435 nucleotides long. The record is from the annotation of a GenBank genome assembly. Lineage: Eukaryota; Metazoa; Arthropoda; Arachnida; Sarcoptiformes; Oppiidae.
AUGAAACUGGGGAAGACGGGGCUGACGGAGCUGACGGUGCAGACCCUUCCGACCCUUCAGACCCUACAGACGCCGCAGACACUACUGAAUCAACUGAUGGAGGAGAAGGUGGUGAUCGAGACACUCAACCAAAGCUACUCCAAGACGAUGAGACCAGUGAAGCCAAUAUCACACCACCUCUUAGUGAUGAGUGUUCAGCUCCGGCACCAAAAGCCACCACAAACUCACCUGAGCUCACAGUCGGCUCGCAGUGAAAGUGAUACCAAAUCCUCUGACAAACCCUCUCCGAAGCGAUCGACGGUUCCCAUGGAGUCGGACGACGCCUCCACUCCACUCGACUUCAGUAUUAAAGCCAACAACAGGUCCGCAUCCAAGCCAUCACUCAAUGGACCGCAUUCUCUGUCGACCAAAGAUAAAGACAAAGACGAGAAUCGGGUCCGAAAUGACACUCCACUUGAUCUGUCGGUCGGGAAGCGACUGUUGGGACCGAUAUCUAAAUCCCCGGUUUCGGCAAAGAUUCCACGCUUUGAUGCAUCGAAUCCGUGGAGUUAUUCUGUGCCGCGGGUUCUCACGCCUCCCAAACAGUCUUCUCUAUCCACUCAUAAGGAUUUAAGUCAUGUCUGGAACGGAAAGCUUAAGAAUAACAUACUGUCCGCUAAGAUGUCAUCGCCGUCUUCAUCUCCAUCCUCGUCCACAUCGGCGGCCCGUCUGUCGAGCGGAGGCCAUUCGGGUCGUCAGAAUCCGUGGCAAACCCAAUGGAUUAACCGAAGCAGUGAACAGACACGGGAUGUGUUUACAUGCGUUUGGUGUAAGGAAUCGUUCAGAAGUUUAGCCGAAAUGACGGACCACAUGAAGAGGUCUCCCCGAUGUGGGAUGGCUGGUAUGCAACAUGCCACUGCCACUGCCACCACCUCUGCUCAAAACACUAACGUAAGCCCCAGUGGGGCCCCACCCACACAAUCAUCACAUCAACCCUCCUCCUCGUCGGUGACCAAAGAGCCGAUCAGUUCAUCAGUUUUGGCCAAAAACAAUGUCGGACUCCCGCGCAAACUGGUCAGAGGACAGGAUGUCUGGUUAGGACGCGGAGCUGAACAGACGCGACAAAUACUUAAAUGUAUGUGGUGCGGCCAAUCAUUCAAAACACUGGCAGACAUGACAACUCAUAUGAGAGUUACCCAACACUACACAAACAUCAUAAGUCAGGAGCAGAUCAUCUCGUGGCGGACACCUGAAGACAAGCUAACCCAAGCACAGGUGAACGCCGUCCUCACGUGCAAAGUGUGCGACGAGGCGUUUGGUUCACUCAAAGAAUUGUCAUAUCAUAUGGUGAAGAACUCGCACUAUAAGGAACACAUCCUCAGGAGUAUCACCGAAGGCGGACACGGGAGGCGCCGACAGACACGCGAGCGCCGGAAGAAGUCAUUACCCGUCCGGAAGCUCUUAGAGCUGGAGAGACGAGAGAUGACAAAAGAGGAGAAAGAGGAAAGUGAUAGCAGUGCUGCUUCUGGAGGUACUAACGGACAGCUCAUUCAGUGCGACGACUGUCACGAGAAAGUGGAGGCCCAGCACUUCAUCUCUCAUAUCAAGCUAUGCAAAGCACAGGUAAAGCUGGCGUUGCGCUCACUUAAGUCAGACAAAUCCCCCGAUCGAGUCAGGUCUCCAUCUAGCAGUGGCUCACGUUCUGGGCCUCCCAGUCGUGGACAGACUGUUAGCCCUCAGGUAGACAUCAAGUCGGAAGUGUUGGAAAAUGAAGGUAAAACCCAUUCCGGAUCUGAGGCUAAAGAAGAGUCGUCUGAAACGGCAACAGAAGCCAACGCUAAGGAAAGCGAAUCUGGAUUUGGAUCCGUUCUCAAUGCCAUCGAAAGACUCAUUGAGAAAAGCUUUGAUCCAAAGACUCGUAAAACCCAUUCGACGGGUAUUUUGCAACGACUGGGCAUUGAUGAAGAGGUAUGUCCUCCGUGGCAACACAUGCCUCCCAUGGCCUGGAAUAGGAACGGCAAUGAGUACUAUACCGACAGAACCAGUAGCCGAAGCAGUGGACACCAAUCAAGUAGUCCAUUGCCGGUAGAGCUUCUCAAAGAGAGCAACGGCUCUAUGAGUAGCGCCGACUCUUCCAACUGUGAUGACUCCGACAGCUCCAGUAGUUUGACAAACAAUACGCGAAUUCCAUUAUUGAAGUCUAGCGGUUCCGGCGCUCAAAUCUCUUCGCCUAAGCUUUCGUUUCCCAUUUCGUCUCUAAUCUCAGUUAAAAAUGAAGACGAUUUCGAGAGUAAAGGCAAACAUUUGAGUCCAAAAAGUGAAUCCCAUUCCCCAAAGUCUAACCCAUUAACUCCACAAUCAAUUCAUGGCAUUAAAAGUGAACACAAAAUGAAUGAUAAGUUAAGUGAUAUCAGCGAUGAAGAGAAGGUCUACAAAAGUCCCCACAGAAGACGGCUCUCGUCUUCGCCAAUAGAUAUGGAGACCAAACCGGAGAAGAAGAGCCGAACAGAUGUGAGGACACCGACAGACAAAGACUCGGAUCGAAUCAAUAGCUCUUCUACAGCGAGUUCGCGGUCUAAGUCCAAGUCUUUAUCGGCAGAAUCGGAUGGCUUUAACCCUUUGAUGCAAUUGCAGAAACUGUUGGACAAAACAGAUUCGGGCAAAAACAAGACCAGUAGUAGCAGUAACGCCAACAACAUUAACAACAACAACACCGGUGCCGGCGUAGGGCUCUCCCCAUCGCUAUUAGCCUUCAGUUGGGUGUGCAGUGAUGCGACCGCAUCGACACAGGGCUCGACCUCCGCUUCUGACGAGAGGCACCAUAAGAGCGAGCACUCCAUUAAGUGUCCCUAUUGUGAGGCCACCUUCAACUCGAAGGGUGCGUUCAGACAUCACUUCAGCAAAACACAUCUUAAGGCCGACAAGCAGUUGGAUUUGGUCACCAAUACCUCCCACUCGACCGCCAAUACUCACAAUAAUCACAAUAACGACAGCGGAGGCAAAGAUGGCAACGGAGGAGGCGGUGGCGGAGCCGGAAGUGAGACGAAUAUCGGUGCCAACGAGAGCCCACAUUCCAAGUUCUUAAAGUAUACUGAACUGGCUAAACAGUUGUCCAGACUGAUAUAUGGAAAGGGGAAACACAAACGCAUAGCUUUUGUGGGUAUUAUACGUAAGUCUGGAGCGCCUGUGUUCGGUGGGGGCAGAGGGGAUAGGGAUGGCAGGGGAGGAGAGUUAGUGUCGGCUGUGGAGCUUGGAGUGAGUGCUGGAGCCGUCAUCCCAAUGCUCUGCUAUCACAUCUCCCACUCUAAUAGUUCGUUCCAAGAAGUGUUGGCUGUGGUAGAGCUGGCACUAUUUCAGCACUGUGCUCCAAAGUGUACACUACAGCACUACCAGUGCUCUACCAGUGCUGGUGAUGUGCCUCAGCCUACCAGUGCUCUACCAGUGCUGGUGAUGUGA